Messenger RNA from Sclerotinia trifoliorum, 4369 nucleotides. The record is from the annotation of a GenBank genome assembly. Lineage: Eukaryota; Fungi; Ascomycota; Leotiomycetes; Helotiales; Sclerotiniaceae.
AUUUACCAUUGACCUAACCAUCUUUUCACCUCAGACAAGAUUAUUUUACUUCAAGUCGAUCGCAUAUUCGACUGCUUUCCAUUCUAUCUAAAUCCUCUUAUUCUCUCAUAGUAUCCCUCCAUCAGGUGUGGCUCACAUUACCGUGGUGAAUCCUCCGGCGUCCAAGACGCAAUGGAGAUUCACGUCACAAACGUGCCAGUCCAGACUGGAGAGCACGAUCUUCGAAAAUUUCUUAAGCCUAAGAUCGAUGCUCUUGCCAUUCAUGCCUUUCAUUGUCACACUGCUCGAACCAAGGACUUUGGGAAAAUCACCUUUCGUACUGCCACAGAUGGUGAGAAGUUUUUAAGACGAUAUGGAGAGAAAAGACCAAACAACAAGCAACAAAACUUCCUGGUUUCUCAUCCAAAGCUUGUUUUCCACAGCAGGCCGAUUUACUGUGAAAAGAGCAAGUUCCCUGCGAAUCCGUAUUUACUUCGAUGUCUGGAGAGGGAGGAAAAACAACGUAUCGAAAAUUCAUUUCUUCAACAUGGUCCACCAACCGCUAACACUUCGUUUGAAUGCACUGCAAUUAUGUGUGGCAAUUGGAAUUAUGUGAAAGAGGAUUUGGUUUUCGUGGAGGAGAAAAAGUGGCAAGGCAAUUUCACUGUCCACUUCAAGGAGAGGGCCAUGAUACUGAUUCUCGACUACGGAUGGCGAAUGGUCAUUCGGUACGAUACAAUUGAACUUCUCACCACGGAUGAUGGCCAUAACUCAGCAAUCACUGCCACACUCCAUCAACCUCCUCACUUCUUUGAAGAUCCCCCGAAAGAAGAUUUCUCUGGGAUUACAAAUAUGUUUCGCACAAUGAAUCUCGGAAACGGCAACAACCACCCUCCAAAAAGAUCUCGCAUUGCUGCGUUUGACGAGGAGCACAGAGGUAUUGCGGGCAGCUCUCUUGUGUAUCGUUGCACAUUGAAGGGCAUAGGUGGAUUUUCUCCCGAUGUUGAAAAAAAGUUGGAAUCGUUGAAGAAUGCUCGAGGAAUUCCAUCGAUGAUUCAUCAUCCCGUUGCGGUCACUCAACCCACCGAAUCUCACAUUGUGGGACUUACGAGGCUUCAAGCGGCCUUGGGCAGUUUCAAUAAUAGCCUACCGUUUCCCUUGACUUUUCAGGUCCAAAAACUAGCCCGAAAUGGAUUCCUCUCUCCUCGCCAAGUUAUUGAUCUUCUACCAACCUUCACCUUGAUGUUCGAACGAUCUAGUCUUCCAAUUUGUGUCGCAGCUACAAGGAGACUCUUCCAUCAGCUUCCAUUCCCAGGACCUAAUGUCAAGGCGGAAGAUUUUGACAAAAACGCUAUUGUUAAGCUGCUUUUGAAAAAUGAGAAGCUUUCAACGCAAGAGGCUCUCUACGCGGAGGAUUUUGGAGGAACUGCCUCUCAGAACACUGCUCUAGUUCAUCGAGUUACCAUCACUCCUGCUGGAUUUUAUCUUGAAGGCCCUGAGGCUGAGAGUAACAAUCGUAUUCUCCGGAAAUAUGCAGGUAAGUACUAUUCUGCUUACGUCUUAUGUCUUACCUCUACCCACCUUAAAGCCGCCCCUUCUUCUAAAUUUCUCACCAGAAUACUGACAACUGAAUAAUCGUCUAGGUAGUCAUGGUAAUUUUUUACGUGUGAAUUUCUGCGACGAAGAUGGUGGUAGAAUCCAGUAUGCUCCAAAUGUUGCCAACGAUGAGAUUUUCGAUGGAGUAUUUAAGAAUAUCCUACGAAAUGGAUUUUCAAUCGCAAGCCAAAAGUACGAAUAUUUAGGAUCAUCACAUUCUUCUCUCCGAACACAAUCUUGUUGGUUCGUAGCACCAUUCUUCAACGGAGAGGGAUAUCACGAUGCCCAGCACAUCAUUCAUGACCUAGGUAAUUUUACAGCAAUUCGCUCUCCAGCCAAAUGUGCAGCACGAAUUGGGCAGGCAUUCUCUGAUACACCAAACGCCAUUACUCUUGAUAAGAGAACUGUUACAAUAGAAAGAAUUCCUGACGUCGAACGCAAUGGCAGAGUUUUCAGUGAUGGAGUGGGAACAAUGUCAGAGCCCUUGAUGCACAAAAUAUGGGAAAAGCUACCGAACAAAAAAUUUGUAAAGCCGACAUGUUUCCAAAUUAGAUAUCAAGGUUAGUUUGAAAUCAUUCAAGAUCCAUGAUCUAGUUCCUCGAUGUUUUUCGAUUUUACAAGGGAUAAUAAUGCCGUUCAUAACAUAACAAAGCUUACCAUUCAUUACAGGUGCCAAAGGUAUGAUUUCUUUGGACACCCGUCUCCCCGGAGAUCAUUUACGGCUCAGGGAGUCGAUGAUCAAGUUUGACGGAUCGAUUUCGAAUGACCUUGAAAUAUGUGGGGGUGCAUACAAACCACUUUCUAUGUAUCUUAACCGACAAUUUAUCAAGAUUCUGGAAGACUUAGGAGUCGAACCGGAAUACUUUAUGAAGCUCCAAGAAAAGGAAGUAACACGAUUGAGAGCAAUUACGGCUAAUACAUAUAAUGCGUCGACAUUUCUUGAAAGGAAGAGAGUUGGUGAUGUCGCUCUCCUUCCGUAUCUAAUCGAGCACUGUUCUUAUUUAGACCUUGACUUUAGAAACGACGUAUUCUUGCGUGAUGUUCUCGAGAUGGCAGUAUUGAUAGAGCUUCGCACUCUAAAGCAUAAAGCUAGGAUACCCGUCGAAAAGGGCUUCCAUUUGCACGGCAUAAUGGACGAGACUGGGAUUUUGAAAGAAGGCGAAAUAUAUUGCUGCUGGCUUGAGGAUGGGAAGCGCACCACUCUGGUGCAAUCGAGUGUUGUUAUUACUCGUGCUCCGGCUCUUCAUCCUGGAGACGUUCAAUUGGUGAAUGCCGUGGAUGUUCCAAGUAACUCCCCGCUGAAGAGGCUCCACAACUGCAUUUGCUUCAGUCAGAAAGGAGCUCGCGAUCUACCAAGCCAGCUAUCAGGUGGUGAUCUAGACGGCGAUCUCUAUUAUGUCAUGUUUGAUCCAGAAAUGAAGUUGAAAAAGACUGUAAUACCCGCUGAUUACCCACGAUUACCACCUCUCGACAUCGGCCGUUCAGUGACACAACAAGACAUGGCUGAUAACUUCUUGACUUUCAUGAAGACAGAUCAGCUUGGUGUUAUAUCCAAUAGACAUCAAGUCUAUGCAGAUCAAAAUGAGAUGGGAACUCAAUGUCGCCAAUGUCUUAUUUUGGCGGAGCUUUGCUCAACUGCGGUGGAUUUCUCCAAAACGGGAAUAGCGGUAUGGUGAUCUUCUUAUACUGAACUUAGAUACCCCACUGACCUGUAAACCUCUUUAGCCUGAUAUAUAUCAUCCAAGUGUGCCCAAAAGUACUCUUUGGCGUCCUGAUUUCAUGGCUCCAGGACCUCAUAUCAAGAUUUCGAACCGUCCUACUGAUCGUCUAGAACUUGCAAAGGAGUAUGCUCCAAUAGAAGCAAUGGAUGAAGAAGACGAGGUCUCGAAUAUCAAGUAUUAUGAAAGUCAAAAAACUUGUGGAAUGCUUUACCGUGCAAUCGAUGAGCGACAAGUCUUUGAAGAUAUUCAAAGGCUGGACAUGCAAGCCAAUGAUAGCCCAGAUGUUAUGCAGCACGUUUUGGAAUUCGUCAAAUCUCGUUCUCAGGGAAUCCUCUGGCAGCAUCUGCGCAAUGAUGCGAUGGAAAUUCAGGACAUGUAAGCUCGGGUGUUGUCUACUUUACAAUUGGCGAAACUAAUGGUAAUGCAGAUACGAAAGCAAUAUGCUAGACAUAAUGCAUCAUUACAGCGAGCAUCCGAGCCGUCCAGUCAGCGAGCGAGAGGUAUUUGUUGGCAACAUCCUCGGAAAGGCUGGGUCGGUAAGCAAAAAGCAAAGAGAGCUCUGUACCAGCAUGAAAGAGAAAUACGAUGAAAUUGCAGCAUUCAUCAUUAAUUGCAUAAUCAAGGUCAAUGAUGACUAUUCAGAGGAAGCCCUUGAGCGCAGCAUUGCAUGUUUUGCCGUUUCUUUGGACGAUAGGGAGCCAAGAAGCACCCGGGAUGAGCCUUUAAAAAGCUUCAGAUAUUUAGCUGCUGGUGUUUGCUUGAGGGAGAUGGAGAGAGUACCUGGUCUCCUCCCAUAUAGCUGGCAGGGUUAGAAGAAUUGGUUGGUCUUCAUGUUCGUGGCUAUUUCCUACAAGAUUUUCCUGGCAGAUAAGAGCUAUUUCUCGCAAUCACCGAAGGAUGAGGAGGUGGGCGAUUCUAUUGAAUCCGUUCUAAUAGAUAGGGGGAGCUCAACUUUAUACCAAGAUUAUUAUCCUUGGCAAUAUCUGUUGAGAUUUCGCUGGAUCACCAGAUCUCUGUUCAGUGGUUAUUAGGUUAUAGCUAGAUUAGCUCCAGAAUUAAAGAAUUACCCUCGC